UAAAAGAAAUUUUUUAAUCAAUUUCACCACAGUUUCUCGAGUGGAUCGUUGUUACAAAGUUAGUGUUAAUUUUCGUGUUAAAAAUGAAGACACUGUCCGUUUUCUUGAUUGGAAGUUUCUUCGCACUCGCUGCAGCACAAUAUUACGGUGAUGAUUAUGCUGACGAUUAUGAUGCUCCUUCAGUUAGAGGGGCAUUCUUCAAAGGCGAAGAAGUCGUAAAGGUUAACAAAAAUGAAAACAAAGCAGCAGUUCCUUACUCUAAACCUAAUUCUCCUGAUCCUGUUGAGUCGAAAAGUAUCAGGGAUCAACGUUCUAAAUCUUCUCGCAAACGAAAACCUCAAAAACCUGAACGUGUAAGUCAAAUAAUUCCAGAUGUUUCGCGGGAAAGUCAAAUAACUCCAGAUGCUGCACGUGUAAGUCAAACAACUCCACGUGAAUCUCCAAAUGAAAUUAUAAAAAUUGCAGCGCGAGUAUUUACAAACAUUCUAGAAAUCUUAACAAAUCACACUGUCCAAGGUAUAAACAAUGUCGUCAAAAAUAUGAAUAAUCAUCGAGAUGGAUUAAUAAUUGUUGAAGCGAACACUAAAGUCGGUCAAGCUGUCGGUCAUGUUGCGGAGAAAGCUUUAAGAAUGUUUUUCAAACAAAAUUGGACUGGAGUUCUUGCUCAUAUAGUUCAAGAAGUUACAGAUCAAACAGUCGAAGCUGGAAAGGAACUGAUGUCUCGUAUUAGUACCUCGUCAGUGAUCGACAAGGUUAUGAACUUUGCUGCUGCCUGAAAUCUAAAUCCGAUUAAUUUGUCAAUUGUAUUGAAAGAUCUGAUAAUAAAUUGAAAUUCUGCACUA
This is a messenger RNA of Belonocnema kinseyi, 842 nucleotides long. RefSeq lists its product as uncharacterized. The record is from RefSeq and is a predicted model, not a curated record. The transcript has 4 exons. Bases 84 to 776 code for a protein of 230 amino acids. Lineage: Eukaryota; Metazoa; Arthropoda; Insecta; Hymenoptera; Cynipidae.